This is a messenger RNA of Zingiber officinale, 2252 nucleotides long. Its product is annotated as flavin-containing monooxygenase FMO GS-OX-like 8. Gene Ontology annotation, molecular function: NADP binding; N,N-dimethylaniline monooxygenase activity; flavin adenine dinucleotide binding. Bases 822 to 2093 code for a protein of 423 amino acids. The record is from RefSeq and is a predicted model, not a curated record. NCBI's taxonomy places the organism in Eukaryota, Viridiplantae, Streptophyta, Magnoliopsida, Zingiberales, Zingiberaceae. The transcript is spliced from 11 exons.
CCUUCGCCCUGGUUUCGUUUUUCAGCGCCGCCGCUUCUCUUUCACAAUGGCGCUUCCGAAGCAGCGGCGGGAACGACGUCAACGACGGCAGCAUCUGCAGCAUCAUGGAGAACCGGUGUGUAAGACCGUCAAGACGUUUCGCCUCACAAGCUCAUCGAGGACGAUGCGGCGCACCUCAAGAGAUCUGGCAAGGCAAAUUGCAGGAUUGAAUAGCUGCAAUCCUAUCUCGAAUCUGCACUUGGCAAACCGACACAACAAAAUCUGCUCAUUGAAUCUACUUCAUUGUUACGUAUAAAUCUUCCAGUCUGAUUUGAACUUUGUAUCACAGACUUGGUUUGGGUUCGCGAGGAGGAUGAUGUUCCAAUUGACAUUCCUGAAGGGAGGAUUUCCUGCAAAUUGAUAGCAGUUCAUGCUGCAUUACAGAAAACAAAAACCUAUGGAUGAACUGCAAAAACUUUUGAGAGCAAGGGACACAAGGAUACCAAAGGUGGAUCAAGUUAGUGUGAGGCAUGAUGCGUGGGAAAUACCAGAGGGGAUAUCUGUUAAGUCAAUUCUAGUGGUGAGUGACCAUCACACAAAAAUCCACAUCGAAGGCACUCGUUUCAUCGUCGACGAAUGUGGAGGGCUGGAGCAGUUUCCUGUGACUGCUAUAAUAUGGUCCGCGAUACUGAUAACCUUGUCUCCGAAGCGAAGCAUACGUAGCCUCUUAAGAAAUACCGCUGAGAUCAGGUGGAAAUCAGCGCCCAUGAUCCAUCCACCACAAUACCAAAUGCAUGCGACAAUUUAAACCACGUUUGCUUCGUCACCGGAGCAGACGAUAGAUGCCCAUGGCUUUUGACACAAUGCAGUCGUCCAAGCACGUCUGUGUUGUUGGCGCUGGGGCCUCCGGCCUCGUCUCCGCCCGUGAGCUCCUCAGGGAAGGCCACUCCGUCGUCGUGCUGGAGCAGAACCACGACCUCGGCGGCCAGUGGCUCUACCAAGACGCCGGCAGCGCCAAGGCCAGGGUCCACAGCAGCGUCUAUGCCUCCCUGCGCCUCAAUGGGCCCAGAAUCUCCAUGGACUUCACCGACUUCAUGUUCACUCCCGUCGAAGGAAGAGACGCCAGGAACUUCCCCGGCCACCGCGAGCUCUUCCUCUACCUCAAAGACUUCGCCCGGUGUUUCGAGUUAACCGAACUCAUCAGGUUCAACUCAGAAGCAGUCCACGUCGGCACGGCGGCAGCAACUGGCAAAUGGAUUGUGAGAUCAAGGGACAGGAGAACUGAUGAGGGUGAGUUAGUGGAAGAGAUCUUUGAUGCGGUUGUCGUUGCCACUGGCCAUUUCUCCCUGCCUAAGCUCCCAAAAAUCAAGGGAAUGGAGGAGUGGAAGAGGAAGCAGCUUCACUGCCAUGUCUACAGAAUCCCAGAUCCCUUCCAAGAUGAGGUGGUAGUGGUCGUUGGUGGUUCAAUCAGUGGACCAGAGAUUGCUCUGGAGCUUGUUCAUGUAGCCAAAGAAGUCCAUAUAAGUACUAAAAAUGACGAAAUCCCUGAGAAAUUAGUGAAGCCUGUUUCCAAGUAUGCACAUCUGCACUGGCACCAAGAGAUCGAUUUGCUUUGUGAAGACGGAACUGUUGUGUUUGCUGAUGGUUCAAGUGUAGUUGCCGAUACUAUUCUCUACUGUACUGGGUAUUCAUAUUCAUUCCCGUUCCUGGACACUGAAGGAAUCAUCAAUGUGGAUGAGAACACAAUUGGACCUUUGUAUGAACAAACAUUUCCUCUCUCUCUCGCUCCAUCCCUUUCUUUCGUUGGGAUUCCAAACAAGUUUGCAUUGUUUCGAUUUCUUGAGUCACAAGCGAGAUGGAUAGCUCAGGUGCUCUCUGGGAAGAGGAAGCUGCCGUCCGCAGACGAGAUGAGGAAGGCAAUUGAAGAAAUUCAACACCUUCAAGAGAUCGAGGAAGGAAAAGAUAUCAUACAAGUAGCUGCUGAAACAUUGGAGUAUUACGAUAGGUACGGAGAUCUAUGUGAUUUUCCACACUUGGAAGAUUGGAGAAAAGAGAUCAUACUGAAUAACUUCGAAAAUUGUAUAAACAAUAUUGAAACAUUCAGGGAUGAAUAGCAAGGAUGGUGAUUUGCUUCUAGUGGUUCUUCUUGCAAAAUUGAAAACCCAAUCAGCCAUCUCUAUGAAUUUUUCUUGUACUUUUGUUAUUUACAUUGUCAUUGAUUGUUCAAUAAAGUGAGAAUAAAUCAAUAGAAUGAUGCCUUUUGAUUUCUUAAA